Messenger RNA from Linum tenue, 228 nucleotides. The record is from the annotation of a GenBank genome assembly. NCBI's taxonomy places the organism in Eukaryota, Viridiplantae, Streptophyta, Magnoliopsida, Malpighiales, Linaceae.
AUGGCCGGCCUCCAGUACAACUUCUUCCCCACAGAUUUCUUCUACCCUCGCCCCAAAUCCGUCGCCGGAGCCACUGACGCCGGCCAGACGUCGUCCCUUCCAUUAACGCGAACCGACGGAGCAGCCGUCGCCGACCACCCAGCCAGCCUCAUCGUCCACACCAACGGCAACAAGUCCACCACCGCUGUAGAGUACAAGAAGAAGAAGUACAAUCACCUGGACGGGUAG